Dictyostelium purpureum is the source of this 459-nucleotide messenger RNA. RefSeq lists its product as uncharacterized. The record is from RefSeq and is a predicted model, not a curated record. Lineage: Eukaryota; Evosea; Eumycetozoa; Dictyosteliales; Dictyosteliaceae. Bases 1 to 459 code for a protein of 152 amino acids. The transcript has a single exon.
AUGAAAAUUAUUUUUAUGUUUAUUUUAGCAUUCUUUGUUUUAUCAAGUAAAGCAACCCUUCCUUCGUUCGAUACUAUUGUAUUUCAAGAUAACACAACAAAUCCUAUUUGCACUGGUUCUGUAACUUUGGGUGGUUGUGGUGAAAUUUGUGAUCAGGUUUAUAUAGGUUUAAAAGAGGCUAAAUCUAACGGCAAUGUCACUUUUUUUAUUAAUUUCAAUGAAUGUAAUGAAGAAACAAGCUAUACGGAUACCUCUUUUAUUUGUAGUACUACCAAACCACAUUUAAAACUUUAUAUGGUUGAUGGUAAAAACUAUCAAUACAAUGUUACAUGCUCAUGCUCUAACAAGAAAAGUUGUACUGGUGUAAUCAUCAAUGAUCAUUCAAGUUCUAAUACAAGUUCAAAUCUUAUUGUAUCCUCAUUUCUAUUUUUAGUUACUUUAUUCUCUAUAUUAUUUUAA